Molecule: messenger RNA, 900 nt
Organism: Kwoniella shivajii
Lineage: Eukaryota; Fungi; Basidiomycota; Tremellomycetes; Tremellales; Cryptococcaceae
Exons: 3
Coding region: 1-900 (299 amino acids)
Source: RefSeq, a predicted model, not a curated record
AUGAGCUCUUCUUCAGACAUUAUUUUCGGGUAUCCCACCGUAAAUGAUGAUAAAGAAAUGUUUGGAAUGUGGACAGAUUACGAUGGGUAUUCUGCCUCUGCAGACGCCUACUCUAUGGUUCCUUUAGGUCAGAGCUUCUUCGGGAGUUCUUCUUCCGAAUCCAACCCUUCCCUCACCCACUCGUUCGUUGACGCUGGCAAUUCGUCCUCGGAAGAAGAAGCUGUAGAAAGGUGCCAAGUGCCUGAUCAGGACGAAGGCAUCGAAGCCAACGCUAUCGCAGCAUCGAUCCCAGAAGAUGAUUACGCAAAUCUCUUGCAUUGGGCUGCUGCGAAUCAGCGAGAUGAUGAGCGACAAGCACAAGAGUUGGCUCUGGUGAAUCAAGAUAUGGCAAGUCCCAUCUUGGACCAACAACUCUUGUAUCAAGUACCUCUACAUGGUGACCCGUCACUCAAUGGAAGGUAUACGGUCAGGAGCCCAUCUCAUACAUAUCUAGUCGCUUCUCCUACACCUGCACCCGUCAUGCAGGCUGAAACUUCAGAUAUCAUAUUUGGGGUUCAGACUCAACCUCUUCCGUGCAUGAUUGGAUGGACACCUGUUCAAAGGCAAGAUAUGGGCCGGGAUAGAGAAGAUCAGAUGGUUGCAGGUCCAUCGACCACAUAUGCAGCCACUGCCUCGACACCUGCCCCAUUCGAAGAACAGAGUAAUGGCAUCGGUAGAUCCCCGAGAGCCACUGCUCAUUCCUUAUUCGAAUUCAGACCUCUUUUCCAAGAUUACGAGGUUGCAGCAGAACCUAGAGUACCUGAAAAUCGAGCUAGAGGGAAUUACCAUCAAAAUCCCAACUGCAGAAGAUUAGUAAGAGCUCGACAACAAGCAAGAGAUAGAAAGGUAUCUGGUAAAUGA